This is a messenger RNA of Drosophila hydei, 849 nucleotides long. Its product is annotated as ras-related and estrogen-regulated growth inhibitor. Gene Ontology annotation, molecular function: GTPase activity; GTP binding. The coding region runs from base 226 to 849 and encodes 207 amino acids. Lineage: Eukaryota; Metazoa; Arthropoda; Insecta; Diptera; Drosophilidae. The transcript has 3 exons. The record is from RefSeq and is a predicted model, not a curated record.
UAAAAACAACAAUAUUUCUAGACUCUAAAUGCAAUUUAAGGCCAAUUCUUGGCGCUUGUUGUGAUAUUCGCAUAAUUUUUCAACGUGAAAACAGACAACGGAUAUAUAGCUAUUGGCGUAUUGGCCAAAAAACAUAUAUAUGUAUACAUAUAUAUACAGAUAGAUUCGCAUCAAUAUAUAUAUUCAACGUGAAUACGGUAAACUGGGCUAUUUCAACAUACGGAGAUGACGACGCGCGGCAUACGGCGUAAAAAGUCAACGCUGACAGAGCUGAAAAUCGCAGUUAUUGGCGCGCCCAGUGUUGGAAAGAGCGCUUUAAUUGUGCGUUUCUUAACGAAGCGUUAUAUAGGCGAAUACGAUCAUCAGACUGAGAAUCGAUACAAACACGAGUCCAUGGUGGAUGGUGAGCCGGUGCUAUUCGAAAUACUCGACACAUGUCCCAAGGCCGACGAUGAAUAUCCCAAUGCCGCCGAACUGGUGCAGUGGGCGGACGGCCUGCUGCUCGUCUACUCUAUAACGGAUCGCAAGAGCUUCAAUUAUAUACGCCGUGCCAAGUCUGAUCUGCAAUCGGAUACGCCCGUUCAGCUCUGUGCCAACAAAGUGGACAUGGUUCAUCUGCGUCAAGUGAGCCGAGACGAAGGCGAAAUUCUCGCCAAAGACUUUGAGUGCAAAUUCAGCGAAGUCUCCGCUGCCGAUCAUGUCGACCAGGUCGCCGAGGUCUUCAACGAACUGUGCAAGGAGGUGCUCGCCUGCAAGCGCAAGUCCAAGCAGAGUCUACUCGAACGCAUGCUCGGCGGCACGCGGCCCUACAGCAGGGGCAAGAGCGAUAGUAAUUUGCCAAAAGACUGA